Molecule: messenger RNA, 1644 nt
Organism: Danaus chrysippus (African queen)
Lineage: Eukaryota; Metazoa; Arthropoda; Insecta; Lepidoptera; Nymphalidae
Source: the annotation of a GenBank genome assembly
AUGACAGAGGGACUGAGAUGUGUUAGUGACCGGCUGUGUGUAUGGCAGGGUCUGUCGAAGCGCGCUUGGGGGUUGAAGUUGCGUCGCGGCGGCAGCAGCGGCAGUAGCGGCAGCGCGGCCGAGCCCAACGACGGUGUGGUCACAGAGCUGCGCGCCCCCGAGCUGUCGGAGCCCGCGGCUGACGUCACUGUGGCCGCAGGAGCCUCCGCCACACUCUCGUGCCGCGGUCUAGCCACAAGAGCCACAGCUUCGUGGCGUAAAACGGCGCCGGAGACUCUGGCUCUACGUCACGGAGGUCGCUUCGCCAUCAGUUUCACAUCUGACGGCCUCGCCACCCUCACUAUACACGCUUGCCGCGCCUCGGACGCCGGCGUCUACUGUUGUCUCAUAAGUAACGAACUCGGCGGUGUACAGUGUUCGGCUCGACUGACGGUGGCCACGGGCGGUCUGCCUGGAGUACCUGUAGUGAGAGCACACCCCGGCGGUGGACUCGUGGUCCAGUGGGAUGAAUCGGAGGCUGUGCAUCUUGAAUACUGCCGUGUAGGAGAGGGCGAAUGGCGUCGAGCUACAGAAACGCCCGCUACAGCUAAUACGCUAGCACUAGAAGAAUUGCCAGCCGGUCAAUACAGUUUUCGUGUAGUGAGUGCUCGCAGUGGCGCCGCGGGCUCCGCGUCCGGUCCGGCGACCUGCGGCGGUGGCGGGAGUUGGCAACGGGAACAAUUCGCACGGAGAUAUACUUUGGAAGAGGAGAUAGGACGCGGUCGUUCGGCGCGGGUCUUAUCCGCUCGUGAUACUGGCACCGGUCAGCGGGUAGCCUUGAAACAGGUGGUGAGCGGUCGUGGCGCGGAUGCAGUACGUGAGUAUCGUAUAUUAUCAAGCGGUGCUCACGGCGCUGUAGUUCGUGCACUGGCUUUGUUCGCGGAGGUGCCUCGAGCGGGCGCACACACGCUGGUGUUAGAACUGGUUGGAGGCGGACCAUUACUGGACUGGGCGGCCUCCUCCACGGACUAUAACGAAAGAACCGUCGCCACACACACCAGGCAACUGCUCUCCGCACUCGAGUGGCUGCACUCCAACAAUGUAGCACAUCUAGACGUCAGGCCGGAGAACAUUUUAGUGGAAUUAGGAGGUGCUCAGCCCCAGCUGAAGCUUGUCGACUUAGGAUCGGCUGUGGAACUCGAAGGAGGUGCGAGCGGUUCUGGUUCCAACGCUGAUAGUACUACAGUACUGCCGCCUGCACCCGCCCAGCUUGAAUUUGCUCCACCGGAGUGCGUUCUGGGACGACCGCCAGCACCAGCGUGGGACGCUUGGGCUGCUGGUGUAUUUCUAUACGUGUUUUUGACCGGCUUAUCGCCAUUCCUGGACGAAUCAAUAGAGGAGACGACAGCAAAUAUAAUAAAGUGUGACUACUGCUUCCCCCCCGAGCACUGGGGCGGCGUGGAGCGAGCACAGGAACUGAUACGACGGUUGUUGGAACCUGUGCCAGCAAGACGACACUCACCGGCUGAGGCGCUGAGAGACCCUUGGUUCGAACAGGCUGGCGACACUCAGCUGUCUUCGACGCAGCUGAAGACUUUCUUAGAGCGACGGCGGCCGGCUGGUCUCGGCAACGCUCUACACUCACUCCGCUCGCCCGACACCUGA